CAGGAAAGAGAGGACCAAAGAAGCCCUUAUCACGCAACCCAGAUUGAGACUCAGCGAAGCGAAGCUCAGCCUGCCGAAGAGCUUAAAGCCUCAGAGGAGCAAAUGUGAAAGAGAAGAUUCAGCAGUUCGAGGCAAAUCUCUGGCGCUUUUCCUGCUGAGAAGAUUAUUAGGCUGUUCAUGUAGCGGAUUGAUUGGCGAUUUGUGUCAGGACCUGCUUCAUCAGGUGAAUUGAGGAUAAGAUGAGUACCCUAGACGUUGCCAGAACUGAACUUGCCUUCGCAGUUCUGUAUUUGAACAAAGCUGAAGCUAGGGACAAGAUAUGCAGGGCAAUACAAUAUGGUUCAAAAUUUUUGAGCAAUGGCGAACCUGGCACAGCUCAAAAUGUUGACAAAUCCACUACCUUGGCACGAAAAGUUUUCCGUCUUUUCAAGUUUGUCAAUGAUCUGCAUGGUCUUAUUAGUCCGCCAGCACCAGGAACUCCCCUUUCACUUAUUUUGCUGGGAAAGUCUAAAAAUGCAUUGUUGUCUACUUUCUUGUUUCUCGAUCAAAUUGUCUGGCUUGGCAGGACUGGCAUUUAUAAGAACAAAGAACGUGCAGAGCUAAUUGGCAGGAUAUCUCUUUAUUGUUGGAUGGGUUCUUCUAUAUGCGCUACCUUGGUUGAGAUUGGAGAGCUUGGGAGGCUUUCUUCAUCAAUGAAGAAAUUAGAGAAGGAUCUCAAAAAUACUAAUAAACAUAAGAAGCAGAAUGAGCUAUACUGCAGUAAAGUUCAGAAGUCGAAUGAGAGGUCAUUGGCCCUGGUUAAAGCCGGCCUGGACAUCGUGGUUGCAGUUGGACUUCUGCAGCUUGCGCCCAAGAAAGUCACUCCCCGGGUUACAGGAGCCUUCGGAUUUGUUAGCUCGCUCAUCUCUUGUUAUCAGUUGCUUCCAUCACCACAGAAGGACAAAACACCCUGAGGGAGGAGGCUGCUUCACAUUCACCAAAGCUUCAGUGACACUUGGAGAUAUAUCCAUUUGGUGUAUUAAUGUGAGAAAUGUGUUCAAAAGAUGGGGGGUAAUUAUGGGACUAAAAGAGGAAUCUCACAAUUGUGGUGACAAUUGGAAUUUAUUAAUCACAUAUAACACCUCCUUAGAAACAAUAAUGUGUUUUAUUAUUGUUUCAUUUCCAAGUUCUGGAAACAAAAGUUGUAUACAAUUAAUUAGCUCAUUUCAUUUUCAUCA
Molecule: messenger RNA, 1217 nt
Organism: Diospyros lotus (date-plum)
Lineage: Eukaryota; Viridiplantae; Streptophyta; Magnoliopsida; Ericales; Ebenaceae
Product: peroxisomal membrane protein 11D-like
Exons: 9
Coding region: 240-953 (237 amino acids)
Biological process (GO): peroxisome fission; regulation of peroxisome size
Cellular component (GO): peroxisomal membrane
Source: RefSeq, a predicted model, not a curated record